Bolinopsis microptera is the source of this 1080-nucleotide messenger RNA. RefSeq names its product copper chaperone for superoxide dismutase-like. The transcript has a single exon. The coding region runs from base 8 to 697 and encodes 229 amino acids. Gene Ontology annotation, biological process: superoxide metabolic process. NCBI's taxonomy places the organism in Eukaryota, Metazoa, Ctenophora, Tentaculata, Lobata, Bolinopsidae. The record is from RefSeq and is a predicted model, not a curated record. Gene Ontology annotation, molecular function: copper ion binding; superoxide dismutase copper chaperone activity.
GUACACGAUGCGAUGUUUUGAGUUUCUUGUAAAAUCUCCUGGUGCUAGCGAUGCCCCAUCCAAGGAAUCAUUGAAAGAAAUAUUCUCAGACGAAGCUAAGAUAAAAUCAUAUGAUCCUCUCAGUGGACACAUUACCUUCGAAACUUCUCAAUCUGUUAAUGUUGUAGAGAAUAUUUUACAAGAAAGAUUUUCCCAAGUGAAAUUAAUUGGUCAAAGUAGUCUCUCCCUCACACAAGCUGCAGGAGUUGCCAUCAUUGGAGGGAAAGCUCGUGGAAUUAUCAGAUUAUUGGAGGAUGAAAGUGGUUUACAUGUUGAAGGAACCGUUACAGGGCUUCAGAAAGGGCCAUAUAGUGUAAGUAUCAAUGAGUAUGGUGAUAUAUCAAAUUCCUGUAUUUCUACAGGUGACCCUAUUUCUAAAAGUGGUGACAAAACGCCAUGUGGACUAUUGGGAGAGAUAGAAAGUGAUGGUUCUAACGACACAAAGUUUGUUUUAAACUCAAGUGGUUUAUCAUUUAUUGAGUGCAUUGGGAGAUCUUUAGUUGUUCAAAAUAAUGAUGCUAGAAUAGCAUGUGGGAUUGUUGGACGAUCAUCCGGUGUGUCAGAAAAUAAUAAAAAGAUCUGUGCGUGUGAUGGAACAGUCAUCUGGGAGGAACAAGUCUUUGGGCCUUAUGCUGUUGCUCCCCAGACCUCAGAGUAAGAUGUGACAAUACAUAUGUUUAUUGUUUUUAAAUUUUUUAUAUUAGAUAUACAGGGGGCAAAAAGUCAGUACACAUACGCUGGGGCUUAAUUCUUUUUUCACGAGUAAAAGCAAUAGAGUUUUUAAAUUUUGUUAAAUAUGAGUAGUUACAAUAUUAUGAUAUCUGCAAAGUUACAUGGCUAUAUGUUAUGAGAUCAAAUGUACUGUCUUUUGGCUUCCUGCAUUAUUGUUUAUAUAUUGAUGUAUCUAUUUAUUUAUCAUAAAAAUAAAAAUAUAUAUUAAUUAUCAUAAAAUAAGCCAUGACUGAAAAUUCUUGAUUUUAUGUUUGAGAGCACUACUAUUUUAUUACACAGUUCUUUUGCUAGUUCCGUUUAAUAUUUUGU